Talpa occidentalis (Iberian mole) is the source of this 1567-nucleotide messenger RNA. It is a transcript of the gene ATPSCKMT, whose product is annotated as ATP synthase c subunit lysine N-methyltransferase. Gene Ontology annotation, molecular function: protein-lysine N-methyltransferase activity. Gene Ontology annotation, cellular component: mitochondrion. NCBI's taxonomy places the organism in Eukaryota, Metazoa, Chordata, Mammalia, Eulipotyphla, Talpidae. The transcript is spliced from 5 exons. Bases 12 to 710 code for a protein of 232 amino acids. The record is from RefSeq and is a predicted model, not a curated record. Gene Ontology annotation, biological process: positive regulation of proton-transporting ATP synthase activity, rotational mechanism; regulation of mitochondrial ATP synthesis coupled proton transport; peptidyl-lysine trimethylation.
CAAAUCUCGCGAUGGCGGGAGGAGGUGCAUCCACAGAAGCACUGAAAGAAGAAAGUGGGUCACCACCUGCCCGGCCCGCACCUCUGGGAGUCAGUGGCCCUAAGAAGAGCCAAUGGGGCUUCUUAAUCACCGGGGUUGUUGGCGGUACACUGGUGGCCGUGUAUGCUGUGGCCACACCAUUUAUAGCACCAGCCCUCCGCAAAGUUUGUUUGCCUUUUGUGCCUGCAACAACCAAGCAGAUCGAGAAUGUCGUGAAGAUGUUGCAGUGCAGGAAAGGCUCGCUGGUGGACAUCGGCAGCGGCGAUGGGCGUGUUGUGAUAGCAGCUGCCAAGGAAGGCUUCACGGCGGUGGGCUACGAGCUCAACCCCUGGCUGGUCUGGUUCUCCCGGUACCGCGCGUGGCGAGAGGGUGUGCAGGCCUCGGCCAGGUUUCACAUCUCAGAUUUGUGGAAGGUGACUUUUUCUCAGUACUCGAACGUCGUUGUCUUUGGGGUGCCUCAGAUGAUGCCGCAGUUGGCCAAGAAGCUUGAACUUGAACUUGAGGAUGGUGCCAGAGUCAUCGCUUGCCGGUUCCCGUUUCCGAACUGGGCCCCUGACCAGGUCACGGGUGAGGGCAUCGACACCGUGUGGGCCUACGACAUGGGGACUCUCAGAGGGAGCAGCCAGGGCCCCCGAGCAUCUGCGCCUGGACAGCUGGUCACGCAGAUAUAAGUGUCGCUGAGAGUGUUUCCCUGAAAUGCUGGUGGUCUUUGCUUUUAUAGACUCACAGCCGUGUCUUCAGCAAGAGAGUCUUUCUUUGGUACAGAUCGAGGAAUUAUUACUUUCCUUAACUUCUGGAGAAAACAAGCUAUGAACAGCCAGUGGAUUUAAAGUCCCAUUUCAGGGUAUAUUCCUAAAUCUGUGCUGCUUUCAUGUGUGUAAGACGUAGCCAGUGAGGGCCGUGUGGACGGACUGGAAGGCGUCAGCAGCUGUUCACGUCGUGGAGACCGUGAUGCGGUGCCAGAGAUGAGAAUUAAACAUUGUUAAAGAGGGUGUGUGUCAGCGAUGUCGACAGCGUCCUCUGGCUUUAUUCAGUCUUAAGGUUUGUCUCUUUUCUGUAUUUCAUGACAAAUAUUCUAAAGGACUCACAGAGACAUUCAUAUUUUAUAAAAUUUAUUAGGAAUCAUUGGUUCCAAAGUUAACUGGCGUCUAUUAUUGAAUCCAUGCUGUGAGUCCAAGGGCAUGUGCAUACAUACUUUAACAUUUCUGAAUUUCUAAAAAUCACUUGCUAUUGUGGUAACACUGGUUUACAACACUGUACAAGUUCCAGGUGUACAGCUGCACAUCUUGACACCUGUAUAUGCACAUCACACCUGCCACCAAAGGUCUGGUUGCCACCCACCGCCAUGUACACCAGGCCCCGGUCUUGAGGAGUUUGUUUAUUGUUAAAAGAUUUUUAUUUAUUUAUGCACACAAGAACUGGGGUGUAGGCUAGGGGUGCAGGAAAUGAGAGGAUUCACCAGACGCAGAGUGGGGAGCAGAAUAGGCGGAUCUACUGAAAUACACUGUGGAGGGGAACAGCGGGGAGA